AUGACUUCCACGGUUCUCGUUACGGGAGCCACUGGCCUUCUCGGUCGCCAGCUGUUUACCACUUUCCAGCACUCGGGAGUCUUGGUGGUUGGGCAGGGAUUCACGCGUGCUGCCCCUCCAACCAUUCUUAAGGCGGACCUGGAGAAGGCAGAGGAUAUCAAGGCUCUUCUGAACGAUGUCAAGCCUCAGAUUGUCAUCCACAGCGCGGCAAACCGAUCCCCAGACCUGUGUGAGAAGAAUCCCGACCAAGCGCGCAAGGUCAAUGUCGACGCCACCCGUGCCCUGGCUGAAGAAUGCCAGGCUCGCGGGGCAUUCCUCGUCUACAUCUCGACCGACUACGUUUUCCCCGGCAAGGAGGGUGAAGCUCCCUACGAAGCGGAUGCUACCACCGAGCCCCCAAAUAUCUACGGCCAAUUGAAGCGUGAUGGCGAGGUGGCCGUCCUCGAAGCUACCAAGGAGUCCGGACUCGGCGUUGUGCUGCGCGUGCCAGUGUUGUACGGUACCGCGAAAUCAAACUCGGAGAGCGCGGUCAAUGUCCUCUUCGACGCCAUCAAGAAGGCACAGGAUGAGAAUGCUGGUGUGAAGAUGGAUGAUUGGGCCCAGCGUUAUCCCACCAACACUGAAGACGUGGCCCGCGUCGUCCGCGAUAUCGUCAUCAAGUACCUGAAGCAGAAGGACCAAAUCAAGGAAAUGCCACACAUCCUACAGUUCAGCUCCGAGGACCGCAUGACCAAGUAUGAAAUCUGCGAGAAGCUGGCUGAGGUGCAGGGCUGGUCUCUGCCUGGAAUGAUCCGCAAUAAGCAGGGGAAUGAGCCUGGAGGUGUGCAGCGACCCUACGACACGCAUCUGUCCACCAAGGCGCUGGUGGAUUUGGGCAUCGACGUGCGAACGAUGGACUUUAUUUCCUGGUGGCGGAGGGAGUUGGGUGCGGUCAGACACUGA
This is a messenger RNA of Penicillium cataractarum, 942 nucleotides long. RefSeq names its product dTDP-4-dehydrorhamnose reductase family protein. The transcript has 4 exons. Gene Ontology annotation, biological process: S-adenosylmethionine biosynthetic process. The coding region runs from base 1 to 942 and encodes 313 amino acids. Gene Ontology annotation, molecular function: methionine adenosyltransferase regulator activity. Lineage: Eukaryota; Fungi; Ascomycota; Eurotiomycetes; Eurotiales; Aspergillaceae. The record is from RefSeq and is a predicted model, not a curated record. Gene Ontology annotation, cellular component: methionine adenosyltransferase complex.